AUGUUUCAUUCCGAGUUCUCCCACCUCGGCAACCCAGGUCCGACCCACAGUCGCUACACGCUUCCAGGAGAGCUCUACCCCAGCACCAUCCACGAGUGCUUGUCCCGCCACAUCAUGCCCCCGAUGGUUAUCGAGGCCCAGGGUGCAGGAGCCGGGCGAAAGAGGAAACGGCAGGAUGGACUCGCGGCGUCCAGCAGUACGCACUCCGUCACCGACUUUGGGCACAAGUUCUUUGAGCUUAUACACCGCUUCAAGAUCUCCCUCGACCGUGACCAGCUCGCGGAUGUAAUCACCACACAUCUGUUGCCUCACCUUGGCAGCGACGGCCAUGACGCUGCCUUUGUGACUUCCUGGACCGAAGAAAUCCUCGUGCAAGACCAUGUACACUGGAGCGUGCGACCAGACGCGAGCGUCCCAUCGGACGGGCACACUCCCUAUCACUACCGUCUCGAUCGUGAGGAACCUCGGCAGCUUGCCAAAGAUCACGGAUCUCACACGUGCAUCUCAACUCGUGUUGGCGGCGGUGCACUUGGCAACACCGGCGUUGUUCGCCUCCAGGCCGCUCACCUGGCAAACAUGUUCGUUUCCUCAAAGCACGUGAGGAGUGUAACCUCAGGCCAUCGGGUUUGGGACUACGCCGAGGACGUGGGCUCUGGUACCAGCGGCUUGGCCUCUUGUCCUGUUCGUCCACCCUCUACCGAGGAGCGCCCAGUGGUGUGUCUAUACGAAAACAAGACAGCACUGCUAGACGCCGAUUUCUUCCGCCUGGUAACUGCCUUGAAGCAACAAAUUGACGGUGACCCGCCCUUGGAGUUCACAUACAAUGGACGUGGCAAGUUUAGUGUGCGCCGAGGAGCGACUGUCACCACUUUGGGCCCCGCCAUGGUCCUCGUCUUGUCACAAGUGUUCGAACAACUGCACGUGAACAAGGGCGUCUACUGUCUGUUGACAAACUACAACGUCUACAUCCUCGUCAAGCUCACGGGCAAGAAUGAUCUAUGCGUGUCCGACUUGUUCUUCCGCGACCCUCGCGCCAUGGCUUUGUCGAGGACUCGGCACGACUUGUCAACACUUCCUGGCUCCCUGUUGGAUGAUCUCCACCUCUCGCUGAACCCUGCCUCUGUGAAAUGCGUUGGGCACACCAGCAUCGACGCCCGACAUGCGACUCCCACACAACCCAUGUCUUACGUUCUUCCCGUGCUCGUUGCACUCCUACUUUUGGACGAGCGUGUGGGCGACAUCUGGCACGCGGAUGCUGUAACACACGCGAUGAACCUCAAGUACAAGGACAUCGCGGCCAAGAGGGUGAAACUUCCACAAGCGGAGAGCAAUCGCGAUGCGGCCCAGGACAACCCCACACACAUGUCAUCCUCUGGGCUGGGCGGUUCCGUGAUGCAACGCAUGUCCCACUCGGACGUGCCCGAGAGCCACGACACCUCCUCCCUGCGCUCCCGUUUAACGCCCCCAACGAUGCCCAAAGACCGACCACUUGGUUCUCAAGUGCCGACCGCAACUCUUAUCACUCCCCCGUCAUCAUCCCACACCAUGCCUACUGAAUCAACUUCCUCCAGCUCGAAUUCAUCUGACUCCUCAACGGUCAGGUUCCUUCCUGCGGAGGGCCGAGACGAGGACGACCUUGAGCGGCAAUGGUUCGACACCCUCGCGGUCACCACCCAGGUCGCCGCAUCCGCCCCUCUCACCUCCAACCCAGCGGUGACUGUUGGGGGUCUCAUUGGGCAAGGAUGGCUGUGGGAUGUUUACGAGGGGUCUAUAUCGACUCAAAACGGAACUCGACACGUGGUCGUAAAGAUCUGUGAUUCAUCGUCAAUCCUGCACGACGACGAACGUUUGGAGCAACAGCUUGAUUACGUGUAUAACGAAGCACGUAUUCUGAAGCAGCAUUUGGGUGACCUUCAAGGCACCUCGGUUCCAGUCUUCUUUGGACUCUACCGUACCAACAGUGUCGACUCGCGCGGUCUCUCACUGUGCCACAUUGCCGUGCUAGAGCACUGUGGCGUCCCCGCUGCUGGCUCCUCUCGUGGAAUCAGUGCUCUCAAUCGCGACGACAAACGGAGUUUGUGUACCCUCUUUGACGCCAUCCACGCGCGCCGUGUGUGUCACCACGAUAUCCGGCCUCGUCACAUUCUCCGCCGUCCUGACGGAUCUUUGGUCCUCAUCGAUUUCGACCACGCUCAAGCCGACGCCACCGACCGCAUGAUCGCCAUGGAGGACGACGAGCUUCACGCACUGCUAGAGGUCUAA
Apiotrichum porosum is the source of this 2262-nucleotide messenger RNA. RefSeq lists its product as uncharacterized. The transcript is spliced from 5 exons. Gene Ontology annotation, biological process: protein phosphorylation. The record is from RefSeq and is a predicted model, not a curated record. Lineage: Eukaryota; Fungi; Basidiomycota; Tremellomycetes; Trichosporonales; Trichosporonaceae. Gene Ontology annotation, molecular function: ATP binding; protein kinase activity. Bases 1 to 2262 code for a protein of 753 amino acids.